GGAGAGAGCGAGCCGGAGCGAGAAAGGGAGAGCGCAAGAGGGAGCGAACACGCACACACACGCGCGCACACACACGCUCACACAGAGACACACACGGGGAAAGCUUUGAAGUAAUUGGGUUCCACGGACAAGAUGCUGCUGCUGGCGAGAUGUCUCCUGGUGGCCCUCGUCUCCUCGCUCCUGAUGUGCUCGGGGCUGGCGUGUGGACCCGGCAGGGGAUUUGGGAAGAGGCGGCACCCCAAAAAGCUGACCCCUUUAGCCUACAAACAGUUUAUCCCCAAUGUGGCCGAGAAGACCCUUGGGGCCAGUGGAAGAUAUGAAGGGAAGAUCUCGAGAAACUCCGAGCGAUUUAAGGAACUCACCCCCAAUUACAACCCUGACAUCAUAUUUAAGGAUGAAGAAAACACCGGAGCGGACCGGCUGAUGACUCAGAGGUGUAAAGACAAGUUGAACGCCUUAGCCAUCUCAGUCAUGAACCAGUGGCCAGGAGUGAAGCUGCGAGUGACCGAGGGCUGGGACGAGGACGGCCACCACUCGGAGGAGUCGCUGCACUAUGAGGGCCGGGCCGUGGACAUCACCACGUCAGACCGCGACCGCAGCAAGUACGGCAUGCUGGCCCGCCUGGCCGUGGAGGCUGGCUUCGACUGGGUCUACUACGAGUCCAAAGCGCACAUCCACUGCUCGGUGAAAGCAGAGAACUCGGUAGCCGCGAAAUCAGGCGGCUGCUUCCCAGGCUCGGCCACGGUGCACCUGGAGCAGGGCGGCACCAAGCUGGUGAAGGACCUGAGCCCGGGGGACCGGGUGUUGGCGGCCGACGACCAGGGCCGGCUGCUGUACAGCGACUUCCUCACCUUCCUGGACCGCGAGGACGGCGCCAAGAAGGUCUUCUACGUUAUCGAGACCAGGGAGCCGCGGGAGCGCCUGCUGCUGACCGCCGCGCACUUGCUCUUCGUGGCGCCGCACAACGACUCCGCCGCCUGGGAGCCGGAGCUGCCUGGAGUGCAGCCGACCGGCCCGGGGGCCCGCCUGAGGCCGCCGCUAGGGGGCGCGGCUGGGCGCCGGGCGCUCUUCGCCAGCCGCGUGCGGCCCGGCCAGCGCGUAUAUGUGGUGGAGGAGCGGGACGGGGACCAGAGACUCCUGGCUGCCGCGGUGCACAGCGUGACGCUGCGCGAGGAGGCCACCGGCGCGUAUGCGCCACUCACGGCCCAGGGCACCAUCCUCAUCAACCGGGUGCUGGCCUCGUGCUACGCGGUGAUCGAGGAGCACAGUUGGGCGCACUGGGCCUUUGCGCCCUUCCGCCUGGGCCACGCCCUCCUGGCGAUGCUCUCGCCGGCCCGCACGGACUGCGGCGGCGGGGGUGGCGGGGACGGCCUCCGCCUCCUGCCCGCGACAGAUGUGGCCGACGUGCCAGAUGCGGCUGCCGCCGCCGCGGGCAUCCACUGGUACUCGCAGCUGCUCUACCAAAUAGGCACCUGGCUGUUGGACAGUGAGGCCCUGCACCCCCUCGGGAUGGCGGUCAAGUCCAGCUGAA
Messenger RNA from Choloepus didactylus (southern two-toed sloth), 1531 nucleotides. RefSeq names its product sonic hedgehog signaling molecule (gene SHH). Lineage: Eukaryota; Metazoa; Chordata; Mammalia; Pilosa; Megalonychidae. Gene Ontology annotation, molecular function: patched binding; calcium ion binding. Bases 133 to 1530 code for a protein of 465 amino acids. Gene Ontology annotation, biological process: cell fate specification; multicellular organism development; smoothened signaling pathway. The record is from RefSeq and is a predicted model, not a curated record. The transcript has 3 exons.